Messenger RNA from Oppiella nova, 1493 nucleotides. The record is from the annotation of a GenBank genome assembly. NCBI's taxonomy places the organism in Eukaryota, Metazoa, Arthropoda, Arachnida, Sarcoptiformes, Oppiidae.
CUGGCAGCCCUCACCACCACCACCACCACCACAACACUGGCCUCAUCUUCCAGUGCCAGUGUCUCUCCAAUCCAUACCAAACUCAUUAUCAAUCACUGUUCUGCCGGCUCUACCGUUUCGUCGACCACAUCGGCGCUCUCGACCCCCGACGACGAGCUGAUCAGCCAAUCGGGUGACAACCAGUUGUGCGAACCCUGUCCCCCGCCAAUAGCGGCCAGACCUGAGAAAACUAAAUCUAUUUAUACGAAACCUGUUUGUGAAGUGAAAAAUGUGAAUAAAGACAAAGACAUUGCAAACAAUAAUAGUAACAAUAAUUGCAAUAUUAAUAACACGAACAAUAACUUCAGUGUCGGUGUGGGCGCCGGCACUCAGCUGACGGCCCAACAGAUGAAGCAGAAGAAGAAGAAGAUGAGCGACGAAGAGAUAAUCGAGAAGUUGCGCGGAAUUGUGACAAUCGGUGACCCGAACCGCAAGUUCACCAAAAUGGAAAAGAUAGGUCAGGGCGCCAGUGGCACAGUCUAUACGGCCAUUGAGAUCCUGACGGGAAUGGAGGUCGCCAUCAAACAAAUGAAUUUAUCACAACAACCAAAGAAGGAACUCAUCGUCAAUGAAAUCCUCGUCAUGCGAGAGAACAAACACCCGAAUGUUGUCAACUAUUUGGACAGUUAUCUCGUGGGCGAAGAGCUGUGGGUAGUGAUGGAGUACUUGCCGGGGGGUUCACUGACUGAUGUGGUGACUGAGACCUGUAUGGACGAGGGGCAGAUUGCCGCCGUCUGUCGCGAAGUCCUUCAGGCCUUAGAGUUCCUGCACUACAAUCAUGUGAUUCAUCGAGACAUCAAAUCAGACAAUAUUUUGCUUGGAAUGGAUGGAAGCGUUAAACUCACGGACUUUGGCUUUUGCGCCCAAAUAUCUCCCGAACAGAACAAACGGACCACAAUGGUUGGCACACCCUAUUGGAUGGCACCAGAGGUUGUCACACGGAAACAGUACGGCCCCAAAGUGGACAUCUGGUCAUUAGGCAUAAUGGCUAUAGAGAUGAUUGAAGGCGAGCCCCCGUAUCUCAAUGAGAACCCUUUAAGAGCUCUGUACUUAAUCGCCACAAACGGAAAGCCAGAAAUUAAAGAAAAGGAGAAGUUGUCGCCUCUGUUCCAGGACUUCCUCGACAAGUGCCUUGAAUGUGAUGUCGACAAGAGGUGGUCGGCAUCGGAACUAUUGAAGCACCCAUUCUUGAAGUUAUGCCGACCGCUCACAACACUUCACGCACUCAUCGUAGCGGCCAGGGAUGCGACGAAAGGCCAUUGAUUUGUACUCAAGCAUAGUCUUAAAGCAACAGAGCCUUAGUAUAAGUUAUGAAAUUAUGUAUCAAUAACUUAGCGUUACAUGAGAUGCAAUAUUUUUGUCUAAAAUUAUUAUAAAUUCAAACAUUUAAAUUCCCGAUUAUUUAUUAAUUGCACACAAUUUGGUUGCAAAUAAAAAACUUUUUAUGUAAAUAA